Molecule: messenger RNA, 6501 nt
Organism: Plasmodium relictum
Lineage: Eukaryota; Apicomplexa; Aconoidasida; Haemosporida; Plasmodiidae
Product: amino acid transporter, putative
Exons: 3
Coding region: 1-6501 (2166 amino acids)
Source: RefSeq, a predicted model, not a curated record
AUGAAUAUAAAAUGGCUGUCUAGUAUAUCUCUCUUCAAUUUUAAUAAAAAAAACAGCAAACAAAAAUUUGUAAGGAGCCGUAAAAGAUUCCGUACAAUAACUUGGAAAUAUACAAAAACUAUUGGACCUUUUGCUUCAUUUAUAUACUUAUUUAAUCAAAGCAUAGGAUCAGGUUUAUUUGACAUCCCAAGUUUGAUAGAUGAAGUAGGAUGGAUUCCAGUAAUAUUUGGAAAUUUUUUCGUAUGUUCCGUUGCCGUUUUUUGUAGUUUAAUGAUUUUAAGAGCUAUGACUAUGAUACCAAAAAACAAAAAUUUUGAGCAAAGAAUUGAAUAUAGUGCUGUUAUAAAGUAUUUUAUGUCAAACGAAAAAUAUAGAUUUGUUUCAUUCUUAUAUCAUUUAGGUAAUAUAUGUAAUAAUAUAUGCGGAAUACUUGUUAUAUCAAAAAUAAUAGAUAUAUUCAUUAUUAAAUUAUUUGGAUACACUAUAUUGUUUCAAGUUUACCCAGAAGUAAAAAUCACGAAAUGUUCAUUAACUCUUUUAGAUGCCAUUUUUAAUGGAUACUAUUAUUCAAGUACAGGGAAUUAUGAAACUGUAAUUAUAGCAGGAUUUACAAUUGGAUACAUCAUUAACGCAAUUAUAUGCAUACAUUUAUCAUCUAAAGGUCUAGAAGAAACUAUAAAUUAUCAAUAUAUUGUUUUCAUGAUAUUUAUGAGUUCUUUUUUAUAUUUAUCCAUUUCUUCAACAAUAUAUUUGCUUUCUCAAAAUUAUAUUGAUCCACCUAAAUCUAUUAACAAUUUAAAAUUAUAUAACAAUUUUAUAUUAAAUAGUAUAAAUCAUGAGCCAGAUUUAAUUAAACAUUAUCAAGGAUUUAAUGAAAUUAAUAAAUUAAAAAAGAAGUUUCAACAAUGUAGAAACCCAUUUGUUGAUGAAUGCAUAAAUCUGAGAGAAUAUGAAAAUUUCAGUUUCUCAAGAGAAUCCUACAGGAAUGAUUAUUAUGAUAAAAUAAAUAAAAAUGGAAAUAGUGUAAAGAUAAAAAAAAGUGAUAACUUAGAAAAUUCCCAAACAAACAAAAAAAAAGAAAUAAAUUUCGAAAACUUACACAUUUGCCCUUUUUUUUACUUAAACCCUUUACUUAAAAAAAAGACAUACGUAUUUCAUAACAACAUUUUUUACUUUAUUUUAUUUCGUUGUUCUAAUGAUUUAAAAAUUAAAAAUACGACCAAUAACCAGUAUUUUUAUUUUAUCUAUAAAAUAUACAGUAGAAGGAAUAGUCUAAAUUCUAAAGUUCCAAAAUAUAAAAUUAAAGAAUUAUAUACAAAAGAAACCUUUGUAAAAAAAGAAAAUUACCAAUUUACAAAUAAAUUUUAUGAUAAAUAUUAUCAAAACAAAGGAAAAUCAUUAAAUGGAAAAAAUAAAUAUUUUUUUUUUAAAAACUUAUAUUAUAUGAUAAGUAAGAUAGAGGGAAUAAAAACUUAUUGUAUGGGGAAAACGUUUGCUAAUUUUAUUGAUUCUUAUGGGUUUGUAAGUAAUAUACCAUCUUGGGGCAAUGAAAUAACUGAUGAAGUUAAUGUUUCUAAAUCUAUUUGGCUUACUACUCUUUUUAGUAGCAUUUUUUAUUUUGUAUUUGGCUUAAUUUUUUGUUUAAAUAAUUCUUUUCAAAAAAUUAAUACAUCCGUUUUAUAUAUCUUUAAUUUUGUUGCUGUAGCACCCAAAGUUAUAACAGGUUCCAUAUCAAUGCGUUAUGAUUUAAUGAAUUUAGACAUAUGUUCUGACAAAUCAGCUUUUUUUUGGGGAUGUAUAGCUCCUUUUUUGUCUGCAUGGAUAUUUUCGAAUGGUAUUAUUUUUUCAAACACAUUUAAUUAUAUAAGUCUAAUUUGCGGUCUUUUUUGUAAUUUUUUAUCACCUGCCUUUGCAUAUAUAUCAGCUUGUGAAAGUAACAAUUAUAUUUGUAAAAAUCCCCUAAGAAAAUAUACUAUUGUUAACAGAAAAAAAACAAUGUUUUCAUCAUGCACAGACAUUAGAAGAGCACUUGGAAAUAUAAUUGAUAAUCUUAUUGAUAAUGAUAAAAAUGACCAGAUAGAAGAAAAUGAAAACAAUAUAACAAAAGAAUAUUACAGAAAAUAUUCAUUAGAUUAUUAUGAAAAUAAAAAUGAACCAAUAAAUUAUGAAACUAAUGAUAGUUAUUUUAAAUUUGUAAAUGGUGAAUAUAAACUUAAAAACGGUUCUAAUGAUAGUAACGAAGUCAAUGUUCCUUUGAAAAGAAGCUCAAAUGAUUUUAAAACAAUAAAUAAUAGUAAUAUAUUUACUAAUGAAAAUAAAGAUCAUAAUAAUUUUAACGAAAGUAAAAAAGAAACUAUUAUUAAUAAUAUGAAUCAAGAAAAAAAAGAAAAAAAAGAAAAAAAAAAAAAAGGAGUGAUGUUUUCAGAUGAAUUAGAAGAAUAUUCUGAAGAGAACAAAGUAAAAGUGAAAAAAGUACCUAUAUCAUUUGAAGAAGAUACAAAAAAUAUUGAUGAAUCUAAAAAAGAAAAAAAAAAAAAAAAAAAGGUGGCAUUUUUCAGUGAAUCCAAUAUAAUUAAUGAAGAAAAAAAUCCUAAGAACAAUGAGAAAUUCUGUCAACUUUCUGAAAAUAAAAAUCCCACUGACCAAAAAGAAAAAUUAAAUACAAAAAAAAAAUUAAUGUUUUCAGACGAAAUUGAGAUAUAUGGCGACGACAAAAGUGAGCAAAAUAAAGAAAAAAAGAAGAAAGGAAUAAUAUUUUUUGAUGAAGUAAAAAAAGAUAAGGAAGUAAUGUUCGUAGAUGAGAUAAAAGUAAAUAAUACAGAUGAUGCGAAAAAUAUUAUAUAUAAAUCAUUUGAAGAAGAUACAAAAUAUGUUGAUCAAAAUAAAGAAAUAAAGAAAAAAAAAGGUGUACAAUUUUCAGAUGAAGCAAAAAUUCAUGAUGAUUAUACUGAACAAAAUAAAAAAAAAAAAAUAGUAAUAUUUUCUAAUAAUAUAAAAGUAUGUAAUGAAUAUUAUAAUAAAGCAAAUGAACAAAUUGAAAAAAAAGUAAUAUUAACUUCAAACGAAAAAAAAACACAUAAUGAAAAAAACGAUGUAAAAGAAGAUCAUGAACUUAAUAUGUCUCUUAAAGACAAAAAAUGUAAUUAUGAAAAUGAAAAAGAAAGAAAAAAUUUUAAAUUUAAACGUGAUAUUGAAAAUAUAUCAGAAAAAAAUUAUAUUAAUAAGGGGAAUACAAACAUAUUUAUAAAUGGGAACAUAACUUCUACUGUAGCAAAUAACUUAAAAUAUGAACCAACUUUGAAGUUAUCCAAUGAAAACUAUGUUAAUAAUAGAGAAUUUGAAACAUUAAAAGAGAAAAAAUAUAUCACAUCUAUAGAGUCAAAGAACAAUAGCAACUUAGAGAAUAUUGCAAGGGAUAUAAAAUGCAAUUCAUUAAAUGAAGAGAUUUACAAUGAAAUAAAAAAUGAAAAAAAAAUUAAUAAAAGCAAUGAAAAAAAUUAUUUAAGUUCAAACGAUAAUAUCAAUUACACUAAUGAUCAUACGAAUAUUAAUCAAAAAUAUUUUUCUGAAAAAAUACCGAAAUAUCAAAUAAAAAUAAGUAAUAAUGAAUUUGUAAGCGAAACGAACAACGAAAGCUGCGAAAAUAUACAUAAUUUUGAAAAUGAAAAUAAAGUAGUCAACAAUAAAAAAGAAAAGAGUAAUAUUAAUAAUAAAGAUAAAAUAAAAUAUGAAAAAGAUGAAAAAGAAACUUCCUUUAAAAAUAAACUAAAUGACUUUAAAAAAGAAAAAUUAAAUGAAAAAAUUGAUUCAUGUGUAGAAUAUGAAAGAAAUUUUAGUGAUUCAGUUGUAAAUUAUAACGUAAAUGAUCUUAAAAUAGAACAUAAAGAAAAUGAAUCAAUAACAAAAAACUGUAGUUUUGAAUGUCAUAAACAAGUUUUUACACGCCAAAGAGAAAAGCUAAAAUCUCAAUAUAAAUGUACUAUAUCGAGGAUAUUAGAAAAUAAUGAAAAAUAUAAUAAUUUAAUGAAAGAUAUAGAGUCUUUAAAAUAUAAAGAGCAAAAUACUAACAUUUCUUUUGACACAGUAAUAAAUCAAACUUUAAAUGAUGAAAAAAAUACUUUUAAUAGUAUUUUAAAUAAAAAUGGUAAUAAAUCUAAUGAUAAAAUAUUUAUUUUUGAAGCCUUAGGAAAUGUUGACUUUCGUAGUGAAAAUACAUUUUGCUAUGCUAAUGAUAGUAUUAUGCACAAUCUACAAAGCAUUAAAUCUUAUGAUACAUAUAAAACAACUUCUUUAGAAAAUUGUGAGAAUACAAAAAUAAAAAUCAAUUCAAUUUCAAAUGAGAAGAGUAAUAACUCUUUCUCUUUAAUAAAAAAUAAUUCUGAAAAUAACAAAAUAAUAGAUAAAAUACCUGAAACAAAAUUUUUAGAAGAUUUAAUUUUAAGAAAAAGAGAACUUAUUGAAUCAAAUAAAGAAAACUUAAGAAAAAAUAUUUUAAUGAACAAGAAAGAAUUAACAAAUGAAAAUGAUUUAAACAACUUAAAAUUUUUACAUAAAAGCAUUUCCAUUAAUCAAAACAAUGUUAUUGAUAAGUUAGAAACUUGCUAUUUUGAUGAUUUACCUUCUAAAUACAAUAGCAUAGAUAAAAAAAGAGAGAUUUUAAAAAUGCAUCCAUCUAUAAAUAAUAAUUCUGAAUGUAUUAUAUCUCUCAAUAAUUCUAAGUCCGAUUUACAAAAUGAUAAAUAUGAUAUAAAUGUAUAUUCUCCACAAGUAAAUAGUGCAUCAAAACUCCAAAAAGAUGAAAGUGUAAAAGCAAAGGAAGAAAAUUUUAUAGAUAAAAAAGGUAUUAAAAAAGAUAAUACUUUACAAUUAAAUGAUUCUAAUAGUCAAGAUUAUUCAUCUUCUAAGAUUCUACUACCGCAGAGUAAUAGUAUAUUAAAAAAAGAAAUGGAUACUUUAAAUGAAUCGAAUUUAAUUAAAGAAAAUAAUAUUAACAAUAAUACUAAUAAUAAGUAUGAAAAUAACAAAUUAUUUGUUCGACAAAGAAAAAAAUUAAAAUCUUCAUUUCAUGCAAAUGGGGACAUGAUUAUAGGAAAUAGUAAAGAAGCGAUACACAAAGAACAAAUUAAUGAAUUUCGCAAAAAAAUAAGCAACGAUUCUUGUAUAUAUAAUUAUUAUAAUAACUAUAAAUCAUCAAAUACUUUAAAACAAAAUUGUCAUCAAAUGAAAAAAGAGGAAAUAACUAAAGAAGGAACGGAUAACGCUAAAAUUGUUAAUGAUCUAAGGUUAGAAAUACCAACAGGAAAUAUUGUCAAUUCAAAUGAAGUGUCAAUAAAAACUCAAAAUGAUGUAGUAUUAAAAUCAAAAGAAUUAUCUAAACCUAUUGGAGUUCCUAAACAUAAAACUUCUUACAAGUUUAAAGAUAUAUCUAAAUUGUAUGGAGAAAUAUGUGAAACUGAAUUAGAACUAUACAAAAAUAAAAAUGAAAAAGAUUUGGAACUUUCUCCAUUUGAUAAAAAUAUAUUAAAUAAAAAUGAAGAUAUAUCUAGUAAAGAUAUAGAUGAAUACAUUAUUGAGUCAACAGAUAAGACAAAAAAUGAAUCCAAUAAAAAUAUUAAACUAGUAGAUAAACAAAAUGAAAAUUUGGAGAAACAUUCGCUGUCACCAGAAACUGAAAAACCAGAUGUUAUAAAAAAAAUUGAAAAAAUAUAUAGCGAAUUAGCAAAUAAAAUGCAUUCUGAAAAUCCUGAAAAUUCCUCUAGUGAAGAUGAUGAUGAUGAUGCUAAUUAUAUUGAUGUAAAAUCUUUUAAAAUUAUUGAUAAUAUCAGCCCUGUUAAAUAUUAUUAUAAUGCUUUUCAUAGAAGUAAAAUUUUAGAUACAAAAAAAUAUGAACAUUUUUAUUCAAAUAAUAUUAUGAUAGACAAUAAAACAAAUUUGGAUCAUUUAUGCUCAAUAUUUUUAUUUGGAAAUCCCUUAGAAAGAAAUGAAGAAUAUGCAAAUGAAAAAGAUAAGAGUGUAGAUAAUGAAUUCAACAAGGCAUCUAAUAUUUCCAAAAACACAAAACUAAAUCCUCUAGAUAAAUUUGAUACCUUAAAAUGUGAAAAACCCAAAAGUACAUCACUGAAUUCAAAUAUGCAUGGAACGAAUGAAUCUUUGAAUCGUUCCUUUUCUGGUAAUUUAGAAAAGCAUAGUGAAAUAAUUAGGAAAAAUGUAAAUGAAAGAAAUAGUUUACAAAGUAUUAAAGGAAUUUCUUUAAGAAAAUCAAACAUAAAAUUUAGUACAAAAGAUGAAAUUAUUAACUAUGAGGAAUUAAAUAAUGUAAUUGGAAAUGAUGAUGUUAACUUGAAGAAAAAUAAUUCAGAAAAAAUAGAAAUAAUGAAAAUUAGAAUUCAUGUGUAUCCAUCUAUUCUUCAGAAAUAUCAUGUAGAAACUACUUACGUAUUGUUGGGUUGUUUGACCGCUUUUUCAUUUGUUGGUAUUAUAACUGACUUAUUAUUUGGUUGA